Oenanthe melanoleuca is the source of this 2224-nucleotide messenger RNA. RefSeq names its product mitochondrial fission factor (gene MFF). The transcript has 9 exons. The record is from RefSeq and is a predicted model, not a curated record. Gene Ontology annotation, biological process: positive regulation of mitochondrial fission. The coding region runs from base 136 to 1026 and encodes 296 amino acids. NCBI's taxonomy places the organism in Eukaryota, Metazoa, Chordata, Aves, Passeriformes, Muscicapidae. Gene Ontology annotation, cellular component: peroxisome; mitochondrial outer membrane.
CGCAGCCCUUACGGAAGCCCGAUGGGGACGCGCAGGCUGCGUUUGGCGGCUGACCCGCGGAGCGCGGCGCGGUGCCGCGGUGCCUGACGCGCUCCGGGCUGGCAGCGCUCCCCGGCUUCCUCUCGCCGCACCGGGAUGAGCGGGGCCGCGUUCCCGUCGCCCGCUGCCGAGAUGGCCGAGAUGAGCCGGCUGCAGUACGAGAUGGAAUACACCGAGGGCAUCAGCCAGCGCAUGAGGGUCCCCGAGAAACUCAAGGUGGCUCCUCAGAACUCUGAGCUGGACAAGGGCGGCCAGGAAGGAUUUCCAACUGCCAGUGUAACUAUGCAGGUUCCAGAGCGGAUUGUAGUGGCAGGUAAUAGUGAAGACAUUCCAUUUUCCAGACCAGCAGACCUUGACAUUCUUCAGUCUACUCCAUUCAAACCACUGGCAUUGAAAACUCCUCCCCGUGUUAUUUCUCUUAGUGAUCGACCGCUAGAUUUUUUGGACCUAGAAAAACCUCCACAGCAGACACCUCAAAGUGAAGAGGUGCGCUCGGUGGGAAGGCUGAAGAGAGAGCGCUCCAUGAGCGAGAACGCCCCGCGCCACAACGGGCAGCUGGCCCGCAACGACUCCAUGUGGCACAGAUCAGAUACUGUCCCAAGAAAUAAAAUGCCCCGGUUCCAGUCACCUCUUUCGACUAAGGAUUGCACUGUGACCCCAUCACUGCAACAGGCUCGUGUCUGUCCUCCCAAUAUGUUACCUGAAGAUGGAAUUAAUCUUUACUCUGCUCGUGGCAUUUUGUCGUUUAUCCAGUCUUCCACUCGUAGGGCUUACCAGCAGGUCUUGGAUGUGCUGGAUGAAAACCGCAGGCCAAUGUUACGUGGUGGGUCAGCUGCUACCACUUCCUCUAACCCUCACCAUGACAACACCAGAUAUGGUCUCUCCAGCUUGGAUACGACAACACUCGAGGGAACACCAGAUGACAUGACAGUUGUAGAUGCGGCCUCCUUAAGAAGACAGGUUAAUUUUGCAGAUGUUUUUCUAUGAAUUACAUUUUUAAGCAAGUUAAUCUGUGAGUGAUCAAAAUAUUAUGGAGUACAAGAUUUUGGUGUAUCUUUAAUAAAACUCUCUCAAAAAAAUCCCAACCCCAAACCAUUGUUUAAUAUCAUUUUAAGAGAAUUUAUUUGAGACUUUGUGUAAACUAUUAGUCUUUGAAGCAAGCAGUAGCAGUGGCCUGAACGGCUCCAAAGCAGCAUGUGGGCAUGUGCCAGCCCAGUGCAGGCUGCCAGCCCUGCGGGUUGUGGCGGUGGUCUCAGGCUGUGUGAUGGGGAUGAGGACCAGCCUGGGCUGCCCUGAUCCCGGGCUCAGUUUAAACAUCCCCUGCCUAGCCUCGUGCUCCACCUUCUUUGCCCGAUCUGGUAACGGGGGUGCUGAGCGAGCUCCCUGCAGGCUGGCGGCUUCAUGGCCCGGCUGCAGCAGCCGAGCUCCUGCCACGGAGCGAGCCCUGCAGUGACACCGCAGCGCUGCUCACGGGGAGCCUGCCUGAGCACAGCGGGCCCCGGGCCCCGUGCGGGACCCUCUCGGGCUGCAGAGGGGCACGGCGGGUGAAGAGAUGGCGAAGCACCGCGGCUGCAGAGGAGAAGGAGCCGCGGGCUGUUUGAGCGCUGUCCUCGCUCCCCCCGCAGCACAGAGGCUCCAGUGCCAGGGCUGUCCCUGCACAGGGGAGCCCGGGCGGUGCCGGGCUGCACACGGGGCACGGGCAGUGCCCUGGGAAGGACGGGACAUCCCGGGAGCAGCAGCAUGAGAACGCCUGAGGAUCUGGAUACAAGUGCUGCAGGAACGCUGCUCUCAUCCAUUGCCCGCGCUGUGGGGUCAGAGGGGCUCAGUGUGUGGCUGCUGCGCUGCUCAACAGGCUGCUGUACCUGCUUCCUUGGCUUCUCCACACGGCUGUGGCAGAUGUGGCAAAUGUUCUUUCUGAGCUUUGUUUACUGUGUUCUGUGACUACAUCGGGGCGUUUGCUGUGCAUGUUUUCUUACCGUGAAUGUUGAAGCGUGUGCCUUUGUCUUUUAGUAAAGACGACAAAAAGGGCCAGGCCUGCUUUGCACAUUUUCUGCAUUUUCAUGAGUUUUGUACCAUGACCUUUGCACUGAAGGUGUACUGUAUGAACUCUGAUGGUGCAAAUGAGGGCUGAGAUGUAACUGUAUAGGCGAUAGUCAAAAAUAAAGCUUCUUUUAAGUGCAUAAAA